AUGGUUUUUCAUGAUAGUCGAAAUAAAUUAUUACGUUUAAUACAUGGCCGAAAUUCAAUUGUAACAUUUAAGAGAUGUCAUAAACUCAUUGGCCCUUUUCAUAAUUAUUCCUCUGUAUAUUUAGAAGAAGAAGAUGUUGGUAUUAAUCAUUUUAUGAGUGAUUUAUUAGAUAUAGAAAAAAAUGAAAAAAUAAAAGGAGAAGAAAAAAUGAAUAAAAUUGUUAAUGUAGAAAAAGGAAAGGAUAAUCUAGAAUGCGUCUUUAAAUAUAAGUGUGAAGAUUUUCACGUUUAUGAAAUUAAUAAGAAUCGAAAUGUUUUAAAUUUAAAAUAUAUAAGAGAUAAAUUAAUAAGUGAUAAGUUAAAAAGUAACGAAUAUGAAAAUUAUAAGAAGAAUGAUAUGCUAAUAUAUUUGAAUGAAUAUGAUAAAUCAUUACAAGAUAAUAUUUUAGAAAAGAAUUAUAAAGAAAAGGAAGGAAAAAUAGAUAAUAAUUUGAAUAUAUCAUAUAAUAAUCAUUCAAAUGAAGAGUGUUUACAUUUUAUUUUAUACAAAGUUAAUAAAGAUACUCAAGAAGCAAUAAGAGAAAUUAGUAAAGUGUCAGGGAUUCCAAUUACAAGUUUUCAUUAUUCAGGUUUUAAAGAUAAAAGAAGUGUUUCUACUCAAAUAAUAUCAACUAAAUUAAAUUACUUAAAAGAACUAAAUAAUUUAAAAGAUUAUUAUAUAAAUAAAAAGAAUAAAACGUUAUUAAUAUGUAAUAUAGAAAAGGUGAGAGAUAAAAAAAAAAUUGAAUUAGGAGAACAUUAUGGAAAUAAGUUUAUAGUAGUAUUAAGAAAUGUACAAAAUAAUGAAGACUAUUUAAGAGAUAGAUUAAAAUAUAUAAAGAAAUAUGGAUUUAUUAAUUAUUUUGGUAUGCAAAGGUUUGGUAUAUAUAAAAAUACAUUUAAUAAAGGUAGGGUACUUAUAUCAAGAAAUUAUAAGGAAUAUAUAAAUUAUGUCUUAGAUCCCCAUAUUUUUGAAAAACGACAAUAUUGUGGAAAUCCUAUUAAAGAUAGUAUAAGUAUAUAUAUGAAAAAAGCAUGUGAACUGUAUCAUAAAAGAGGAAAAGAUGGAGAUAGAGUAAAGAACGCAUCAGUUGCAUUUCGUUAUAUUACUCAUAAGAUGAAUAAAUUAUUUGCAAAAAUAAGAGAACGUGAAAAGGAAUCACCCCUAAUGAUACAUUUCAAUAAUAAUAAUAAUAAUAAUAAUAAUAAUUGUAGUAAUAAUAAUAGUAGUGGUAGUAUACAAUAUAAAAACCAAAAUAAUAUUAAUACUAAUAUUAAUGUUAAUAGUCAUAUAAAUAGUAAGAGUAAAAAUUUUGUGGAUCAUAAAUAUCUGUUUUCUUAUAUGACAAAUUCGGAAUAUGAAGCUUUUAUUCUUCUUCGAAAUUUAUACCUAUUCGAAAAAAAUAAAAAAGACAUGAAUAAUAUAUCAUUGAAUGAAAUGGAUAAAAAAGAUAAUUUGGAUAAUUUAAAGGAACAACAUGAUGAUAAUAAUUUUUAUAUAAAUAAAAUAAGAUGUAUUAAAGGAAUAAGUAUGGAAACAAGACGAUUUCAUAUGCAUUCUUAUAGUGCAAAAAUUUUUAAUUUAUUAACAUCUUAUAGAUUAUAUAAUUUUGGAAUAAUAUUAACUAAAGGUGAUUAUAUAAUUACUAAAGAAAAACAAACACAAUUAAAAGAAUUAAAAAAUCAGCAUAAUUAUAUAACUAUAUAUGACGACGAAACACAUAACGUUAAUAUACAUAAUGUUGUUUUACCAGUUCUUGGUACCAUGUCGCCUAGAUUAUCAUAUUUAAAUAUAUUUUUAUCAUUCUAUAGAAAAUAUUAUAUGAAGAAUGUGAGAUUAGUUUUUAUGGAAAUAUUAUUUUAUUUAAUUUAUAUAUUAUAUGAAGAUAAUUUAUUUAGACCUAAAGAAAAUGUAGUUAAUAUAUUUCUAAAAAAUUUAAAAGAAUGUGUAUUUUCAAGAGAAAAAAAAACUAAUAAAGUUAUGAUUAAUGAAUCAAUACAAAUAUUUUGUAAAGAUAUUUUAUUUAAAAAAUAUCCCAUUAAAAAUAUAUUAUAUUUGAUAAAAGUAUUUGAUAACUAUAUAAAUUCCUUUGAAUAUGAAUAUGGAAUGACAUGUGUUUUUAGAAAUAUAAUUGUAUUACCAAAAAAUUUAUAUUUCUCAUUUACUAAAUAUAAUGAACCAAAAGUAAAAUUUGUUCAAGAUUUAUAUUUAAUAAACUUACAAAAUAAAAAGGAUCUAUUUAAUAUAGAAGAAAAUAAUGAAAAUAGUAAAAAUUUUAAAAAUUAUACAAUGAUAAACGAUCAUAUGAGGUAUGAUAAAAUUUUGACAAAAACACAAAUUAAUAUACAAGAGGAUGCAAAAGAUAUAUAUAGUAAAAAUGAUACUUUGUUAUAUAACCAAGAUGAUUUUAAAAAUAAUAUAAAUAAACGAAAACAAAAUGUUAUAUAUAAUUAUAAUGCUCUGAUAUUAAGCUUUAGUUUAUAUUCUUCAUCUUAUGCUACUAUGUUGAUAAGAGAAUUGUAUGGAAAAAAAAAUGAGUUGUUAGUGCAUAAUCUCAUAAAAAAUUGUAAAAAAUAUGAUAAAAAAAUAAGAGAUUCAAAAUGA
Messenger RNA from Plasmodium gaboni, 2643 nucleotides. Its product is annotated as putative tRNA pseudouridine synthase D. The transcript has a single exon. The record is from RefSeq and is a predicted model, not a curated record. The coding region runs from base 1 to 2643 and encodes 880 amino acids. Gene Ontology annotation, cellular component: nucleus. Gene Ontology annotation, molecular function: pseudouridine synthase activity; RNA binding. NCBI's taxonomy places the organism in Eukaryota, Apicomplexa, Aconoidasida, Haemosporida, Plasmodiidae. Gene Ontology annotation, biological process: pseudouridine synthesis.